AUCCUUCUCCCUUCAGCAGUUCAGCCCUGCGACUCAGCAGUCUCUCCGUCUCCACUCUCUCUGUCUCUCCACCGCGAUUCUCCAGUCUCCACCGGCUGCCGGCCUUAGUCUUCUCCGUCUGGCGUCUGCUACUCUGCUCCGUUUCCCUUCGGCUUUCCUAACCCACAAAGGCCCAAACCAAACCAGACAUUAGAGUUAUAAUAGAAGGAUUUUAGCUUUUGAUUUCGAGUGACGCAUAAAUUUAAUGGCUCCCACCGUAGCGGAUGCAAGUAGGGAUUUAAUAAGUCCUCUCCCGCUAGAGGUAAAGCACAUAAUUUUGGAAUGUUUGCCCACCAGAGAUGCUGCCAGAAGUCCAGAACUGCUCUACUCUCAACCCACUGGAAUAAUGUUUGGAGGCAGCAUGGGAGUCUUGAGUUCUCAAAUAGUGACCAACAGGGUCACAAUGAUGAAGGCAGAACUCUCGUUGACAUAAUAAAUAAUAUUCUCUUAUCUCGUGCUGGACCGGUUAAGAAAUUUAGUCUAGAUAUUACAAAUUAUUAUCCUGAGCUGCGACAGUCUGAUUUCAAUAGGUGGUGUUUUUUUCUAUCAAGAAAUGGUGUGGAGGAGCUUAACAUAUGUUUUUUUAGUUGGCUAGAGGCUAAAUAUAAGCUGCCAUUUUGUAUACUCUCGUGAUUGUCGAAGGUGCCUGUAUUGAUUUACCUGUAAAUAAUGUUGGUGGUAUAUUUUCCAAUGUCACUUCAUUAUCUUUCGAGGAAGUUGAAUUUAGACGCACUGUUAAUGGAACUGCCUCUAGUAUUAGUAUUCCUAACCUUGAGAGGCUGAAUUUCUCUGAUUGUGGAGGGAUUGAUAAAUUUGAGAUCAGCGCUUCAAAACGUGAAAUGUUGGCUGUUCGUCAUUCUGUGUAUAGUGUGGUUGAAUCAAGAUGGUUGACACCACAUUUGAAAGCAAUUAAGGCUCUUUGGUUGUGUGGCUCUUCCUUGCGGUAUAUGGAUGCAUCUUUGUUUGCAACUGCAAUAAAUCUCCAAGUACUGCGGUUGUAUGAUUUAAGUUUUGCUUGUGGGAAGGAGCUCACUGUUGUUAUGCAAUUGCUUCAAAAAUGCCCCAACCUAUGUGAACUAGGAAUUACGGCUAAUGAGGCAGUAUGCGACCGUGAUAUAGAAGCUGCUUCAAGACUUUUGGAGGAUCCAGAUGGUUGCUUUAUUGUUCAGGAUCUAAAGAUGCUUAACACAAUCAAGAUUGAAUCAUUUAGGGGAUUCACAGUCGAAACGCUUUUUGUAAAAAUGCUGCUCUCAAAAUCCCCCGCGCUAGAGGAAGUUGUUAUUAUGGAAUGUGUUGAUAUUGACACAUCUAUAGCUGUCAAAAGCCUAAGGGAGUUGUUACGUUUUCCUCGUGCAUCUCCAAAAGCCCAAAUUGUUUGCAUGGAACACGUUUAUUCCAUGAUGGGUUGGACCAUGGGCGAAUUGUGGUCAACGGGGAUUUGCUAGAGUGUGCCGAAAGAUGCAAAGAUGAUAAAAGCGUAGCUCUGGUGAGCAUGAUAAAUGACAUUCGAUCUCUUGCGCCAUGCCGGCUGCCGUGUUAAGAAAUUUACUCUAUGCACUCCUUGUGGAGUAAGAAACCUAUCCUAUUAUAUUUGGCAAUCAUGAUUUGUUUUCUUAAUUUCCUCAUGGUUGGUACUUAAUUUUCAUUUCUUGUUGAGUUGUAGACAUGAGAUAAGACGUUCGGAGGAUCUUGAUUGAAGAUUGAACAACUGUUUUAGGGCAUACACACUUGUAAUGUAUUUUGUGAAAAUGUUGCUCUUCAAAUCACUUGGAGAAAGUUGUUAUUCAAGAAUCA
This is a messenger RNA of Ipomoea nil (Japanese morning glory), 1833 nucleotides long. Its product is annotated as F-box/FBD/LRR-repeat protein At1g13570-like. The transcript is spliced from 4 exons. Lineage: Eukaryota; Viridiplantae; Streptophyta; Magnoliopsida; Solanales; Convolvulaceae. The record is from RefSeq and is a predicted model, not a curated record. The coding region runs from base 879 to 1484 and encodes 201 amino acids.